Molecule: messenger RNA, 683 nt
Organism: Cryphonectria parasitica EP155
Lineage: Eukaryota; Fungi; Ascomycota; Sordariomycetes; Diaporthales; Cryphonectriaceae
Exons: 1
Coding region: 151-342 (63 amino acids)
Source: RefSeq, a predicted model, not a curated record
CGUGAUCCAGCAAUCACGAGGGGGUUUUGGCGCAAAGACCCCUUCGUCCAAGCACACAGCGUGGGAUGUAGCUCCCCCUGCCGUCUGACCCCCAAACUGGCAAGCAGUUCGUCGACGCGAUAAACGACACGGGCGCGCGCCUCUGCCGAAAUGAGAAGAGCAGUAGACAGCAGCAACAGCAGCAGCAACAGCACCCCCACACAAUCCGCUCCGGGGCUGGCGAAAACGCGGUGCGGGAUGGACAGAGGAGGGCGAGCCGCAAUUGGGACUUUGCUCUGCCCUGCCCUGGGUCAAUACAGGCCAGGGACCGGGAAAACACGGUUAGCCGCGUGGUUCGUGUAGGGUCGUCUGGUCGAGAGUGUACCCACGGGGCCAGAAAACAGGCCUGGCCGGGCUCGGCUGGCUGAGAUGAGAUUGUAAUGCGCUGGUGUGCGAUCGCGGCGGUUGGGGCCCCCUGACGUUUGACAGGUGGAAGUUGCCGUGCAGCCGAUAACUAAGAGAAGCUUUGUUUACGCAAACCUUUGCCUCCCCCUUUUGUGCAGGCUCCAGAUCGACGCGGGGCCCUGUUGUGGUUGGGCGUGGGUUGGUGGAUGGUAGUCAAAAGUCAAAGUCGAGCUAGGUCAGAGAAUUGUACUAUAGCACAAGAUACACGCCUGCCGCAUACGUUGCGCUGUUGCAGGAAG